Molecule: messenger RNA, 1446 nt
Organism: Branchiostoma belcheri (Belcher's lancelet)
Lineage: Eukaryota; Metazoa; Chordata; Leptocardii; Amphioxiformes; Branchiostomatidae
Exons: 3
Coding region: 271-717 (148 amino acids)
Source: RefSeq, a predicted model, not a curated record
UGGCGUAUUUCUUUCCCUACUUUUUGCCACAGUCGAGUCAUAGCAAGGCCUAAACAUACAUACAGACGCAAAUGUCUAACGUUUGUUGACCUCUGAAAAAUUGGACGACAGAUCUAGAGUUGACGCCUUAAUAAGUUGCCCGACAGGUUUAACUAUCACGUUAAAGUAGCCAUCUGUCUUUUUGCCGUACGUUUAAGUAUAGUAGCACACUAAGAAGUCUUCUCUAGCCCAAUCUCUCAAUUUACGUUGGAAAACCCUACUCAAGACGACAUGAUGUUGAAGGCAGUAUUCUUCGGGCUGGCGUUUGCGGUCAUGGCGCAAAUGACACAAGCUCAGAACGACACAACCAUUACGCCUACGCCUACGCCUGCGUCUGGUCAAAACGGCACCGCUUGCACCGCACUGACUGAUGCCUGUAAGAGACAGGCAAGGGCCAUAGUCGCCAACAUCACCAAGCUGGUACCGACCAUCCUCAAGGGCGGCAAAGCUAUCAAGGACCAAAUCCGAGCCUUGUGCAGUCGCUUUACUGGACAGGCGAGGUGUUUCGAAAACGCCGCGAGGUCACCUGUUUGCCAGGGCAUCCCGGACGUUGUGAAGCGGUUUGACAGCAUCACCAUCCCGGCAACCUGCGGUGGACUCCGUCACCUGCCCAACAUCGCUCUGGCUUUCACCGCCGCCCUCGCCGUGAUGCUGGUCGAGAAACUCCACAUGUUCUAGUCAAGGAGGUUAAAUACAAGUGUAUUUAACCUCAUUGUUCUAGUCGAGGAAGAUUCUCUUAGUUUCGAGCGCCCUCUAGCUUCUUAUUGAAGUCAUGCAUACACAAAUGCUGGCACAGGAAAAUGAAAGAUAGUGUUGUCUGUUUGUUUUCCUGUUCUCACUGCAAUGCUGGUCGAGAAACUCCACAUUUUCUAAUCGAGAAAGAUGCGCUUAGCUUCAAACGCCCUCUAGCGUGUUAUUCAAGUAAUGCACGCGCAAAUACUGGCACAGGAAAAUGAAAGAUAGUAGAUUAUCUGUGUGUUUUCCUGUUUUUAUCCAGUAAUGCUGUAACAAGUGGUGAGGUCAUUGGACGCGUUAGUCAAGGAAUGUUUUGGUAAUUUCAUCUUCAAUCAGACACCCAGUAAACAUGAAUAUCAAUAUUUACCAUUUAGACACUAAUCUAGCAUGUGUACUUGUGGUAAUAUCAAUGGUACAAGCAAGUUUUGGAUCAUUUGCUAGCGCUUUUAGAUUGCAACAUUAUAUUUCGACUGAGUAGAAAAUGAGAUUAUAACCUCAAUGGGUAGAAUAUAUAGAAUAACAGUUAUGCAGGUGUUAAUCCCCAUUGGAUCCAUUCCACAUUUGCGUUUGGGAAUGCAUGACAGUGACAAACAUAUUGUACAUCAUGUUUGUUAUUAGACUAUCCCAAACAACAAAUGGAUUCCUGUUGUUUUGAUAAAUAAACUUCGGACU